UCGCACUAUACCUUUGUAUAACUUCUGAACCUUAUCCAAGAGAAGUUAGAGUGAAGAGCCGCUCAUGGGAGACCAACACAAAAAAAGUGGUUCCUUCUCUCUGCAGCUUUGUGUUUUGGGUUUUGCUUGUGUGUUGCUGUCUUCAGCGGCGGUGGCGGCGGCUGAUGAUCAGCUUAAAGAGCAGGAGAGGGACAGGAUCAUCAAGCUGCCCGGGCAGCCAGCAAACGUGAACUUUUCUCAAUAUUCUGGCUACAUUCCCGUGGACCCACAAGCAGGCCGGGCUCUGUUUUACUGGUUGAUAGAGGCCCCCGCUAACAGAGGCCCCUCAUCAAGGCCGCUCGUUUUGUGGCUCAAUGGUGGGCCAGGGUGCUCCUCUGUGGCCUACGGAGCCUCCGAGGAGGUGGGGCCCUUCCGGGUAAGGCCGGACGGCAAGACUCUUUCUUUGAGCCCGUAUGCUUGGAAUGCAGAGGCGAAUUUGCUUUUCCUUGAUUCACCAGCAGGUGUAGGAUUUUCCUACACAAAUACUUCGGAAGAUAUAUACACUGUUGGCGACCAAAGGACAGCAAAAGAUGCCUACACAUUUCUGGUUAAAUGGUUUCAGAGAUUCUCUCAGUACAAGCACAGGCCAUUCUACAUUGCUGGAGAAAGCUAUGCAGGUCAUUACAUUCCUGAGCUUUCUCAAAUUAUAGUCCGGGGAAACAAGGGAAUCAAGAAUCCUGUCAUUAAUUUCAAAGGCUUCUUGUUGGGGAAUCCACUUAUUGAUGAUUAUUAUGAUAAUAUUGGGACGCACGAGUAUUGGUGGAACCACGGGCUGAUAUCUGAUGCCACGUACGAAGCGCUAAACAAGUCGUGCCGAGACGACACGUUUUUAUUCCCGCGCGAUGAAUGUAACGCUGCUCUUUCUCAAGCCAUCUCGGAGUUUGGAAACAUCAAUCCCUAUUCCAUUUACACCAAGCCCUGCUAUGACGACGGUGGUUCAACCCAUAAUGUCAAGCUUCCACUGCCAUGGACAUUUAGAGGGAGAGAUGAUUGUGUCGUGAUGUACACAAAAAAAUACAUGAAUAGCACAAGCGUGCAAUUGGCUUUUCAUGUCAACCUUUCUCGGGCUCCUCAUCCUUGGCUAACUUGCAGUUAUGCAGUAAGGAAUAAUUGGACAGAUUCUCCAAAAUCCAUGCUUCCAAUCUUUAAAGAACUUAUAGCAGCUGGUAUCAGAAUAUGGGUCUACAGUGGUGACACCGAUGCCAUUUUGCCACUAACGGCAACUCGAUAUUCCAUCAAAGCUCUGCGGCUCAAGACCGUCACCAACUGGUACGCUUGGUACGACAACCAUCAACAGGUUGGAGGGUGGAGCCAAGUAUACAAGGGUCUGACCUAUGCGACGGUGAGGGGAGCAGGGCAUGAAGUUCCAAUGAGUCAGCCCCGGCUCGCACUAAUACUGUUCACUCAUUUUCUGAAAAACAUGCCCCUCCCGGCCUCAUCAUUUUAAGCAAUUUUCCUCUUUGUUUUACUCAUUUGCAUGGACUUUUAUUAUGUACCCACACCCACUUCAUUGAUUCAACCAAAUAUGCCAAGAGACCCAUAAUCUGAAUCACACAUUUUCGAUUCUAAAGAUUGUUUUCAGUUUUAAACUUCUUUGAAAUUAAGAGUCCGUUUGGCUCGCCGGAAAGUGUAGUUUGA
Molecule: messenger RNA, 1677 nt
Organism: Alnus glutinosa
Lineage: Eukaryota; Viridiplantae; Streptophyta; Magnoliopsida; Fagales; Betulaceae
Product: serine carboxypeptidase-like 28
Exons: 9
Coding region: 65-1486 (473 amino acids)
Biological process (GO): proteolysis
Cellular component (GO): vacuole
Molecular function (GO): serine-type carboxypeptidase activity
Source: RefSeq, a predicted model, not a curated record